AUAUUUUACGCGUUGCAACAUAUCGAGAAUGAGUAAGUUAAAACUAAUGGAACACGUGUGUGUUUAGUUUUCUAAUGCUUUUUAUACAAUACCCACCCACUAAGAUUUUAUAGAUUUUUUUUUCGCGGCUGAAUAUCUGACAUCCAACGUCGAACCAACUUUACAUCGGUUGAAGAAUAAUCCAACCAACCGUAGUAAUUUAGAUCUUAAGUUUCGUUUCUUCCGUUGAUAGCCGCUUCCGCAGAAACAGUUGUACUUAUUUCAUGAAAGGCAGUGUAAGAUCAUAACUGAUCUAAUAUCUGCACAUCACCACGGAGCUCACGACUCCAGAGCUAAGAAACAUGAACAGGAAAAACAGAAAAAAUCAGCUCUCCAAGGAUGAUUUGCGUGCCGUUGGUUUUGACUUUAUAGAAUUUCUGGCAGAAAGCAACAGGAGAUCCAUUACUGAUCGAAUCAUUCUCAAAAACAUCUACAACGAUGAGUUCCGAAACAGGGAUGGAGUCAGAGACCCAAACUUCUCUUCAGUUCUCUUUGUAUUGAGAAAUUACAAAAAAGCACGCAUCACCAGAUCAGGACAUGUUUACUUUAACUCUAAUGUCAGAGUGGUGCACGAUCAAUGGUUUAUACACCGUCACAGACAACAAAACCAAGCUACUCCCCCUCUGAGUAAUGGCAGCUCAUCGCCACCCGCCAGUGGCCAGGUUCCUGACCCACCGUCAGUGCCAGGGCCAGAAGAUGGAGUCCGAGGAAGGAGAAAUCUGUCAAAAGCCCUCCUGAAAAGAAUAAACACUACAGAACGGUCUGAGUUUAUCGCUGAUAAAAGUGGGGUGCGGGUAUCCUCAGAGCUGCAGACAGAGGAUGGCGUGAUACAGCUGUUUGUGGAGGAGGAAGAAAUGCGUGAAGUGAAGCUGUUUGUGGAGAACACGGGUCAGGAGGCUGUGUAUUUCACAUACUACACUGCUCUUCACUGGCUGCAGUAUUUCACUCUGGAAGACAGCAGAAGAGUCACACGUAACAAUCCACUCCGUCUGGGGCCAUGUGAGAAGUAUGAGGUGACCUUAAGAUUCAAAGCAGAACAGAUAGGAGUCUAUCCUGCUACUCUGGCAUUUGAGUUCAAGGAAAACACCCAACCCACCACCUGUCCUUUCCACAUUGUUCGGUUCAUUCAGGCAGAAUACAGGUCCGAGCUUGCAGCUCUGCUGGGUCCAGAAGCACCAUUCAGACCUAAGAGACUUGAGACCUAUGAACCUGCGAGGUGCAACAUAGAUGAGGGGGUUCAACCUGAGAGUUUAACACAAAACUUUUUAAAGUUUGUGUUGCCACUGGAUAGCUACACACGUCCUUCUUACAUCUCUGACUUAGCCGAGGUCCUAAAAGGCAGCCGUUCUUUCCCGAAGCUCCAGGAACAGAAGUCACUGCUGGAGAGUGAUCUGGGUUUUCAUAACUAUAUUGAGCGCUUUGAUUUACUACUGUACCUGGAGGAAGAUCAAAUGCGUCUAGACAUCAAGAGGUAUAACAAAGAUGAUGUGUCCAUGGUGAGAGACCAUGAGAACAAACGACUGCUGGUCUUAGAGCUCCCCGGUGUUUCGGAGAAUAGGCCAUCAGUCCUGAGAGGAGAUCACCUGCUUCUCACCAAGAGUGACGAGGUCCAGCUCUCAACUGUGACCAAAUACAAGGGCUAUGUCCACAGAGUGGAACUGGAUCAGGUCAAACUGGGCUUCUCUCGAAGGCUGCUUGACGGUUUCAUAGAUAAUAUGAAAUUCCGUGUGGAGUUCACAGUGAAUCGUCUCCCGUUGAGACUGCAACACAGAGCAGUACACAUGGCGGUCCAGCACGAGCUCAGAGAUGUGCUGUUCCCUGUGGGCUCAAGGAGCUUGAACCCUCCGUCUCCACCUGCACUGAGGCUUUUUGAUCAAAAGCUGGAGAAGAACCAUGAACAGAAAAAAGCUGUAUGUAACAUUGUGGCUGGUACAUCCAAGCCGGCACCGUACUUGGUGUUUGGACCUCCUGGCACUGGUAAAACAGUCACGAUAGUGGAGGCCAUCAAACAGGUGGAGAAGAAUAUACCUGGGGCCUACAUCCUGGCUUGUGCUCCAUCUAACAGUGCAGCUGAUCAGCUGUGUGAAAAGUUGAUCACAAGUGAACAUGUUGAUGCACGGAAGAUAUACAGAGUCUACGCUAGCUCACGCAAUCCAAAAGAUAUCCCUAAAGUCCUAGAGAAAAACAGUAAUGUGGAGGGAAACACAAUUAUUUUCCCAUGUAAAGAGGAUCUGAUGUGCUACAAGAUCAUAGUGAGCACUCUGGUCACCGCUGGCAGGCUGGUCAGUGGGGGUUUUCCUAUAGGUCAUUUUUCUCACAUCUUUGUGGAUGAGGCAGGGCAUGCUGUGGAGCCAGAGGCCAUCAUCAGUGUGGCAGGUCUGUUGAAUGCAAAGUCUGGACAGCUUGUUUUGGCUGGAGAUCCCAAGCAGCUGGGGCCAAUCCUGAGAUCUCCUUUUGCCAUUAAAUACGGACUUGGUCUUUCCUUGCUGGAGAGGUUAAUGACACAGAAUGAACUUUACCAGAAAGGCACUAGUGGAUACGACAACCGUUAUGUAACCAAGCUACUGAAGAACUACAGGUCUCAUCCAUCCAUUCUGAAGAUUCCUAAUGAGAUGUUCUAUGAUGGGGAGUUGGAGGCAUGUGCAGAUGAGAUGAUCUCCCGCCAGUACUGCAUGUGGGAGCACCUGCCGAAAAUCGGAUUUCCUGUGAUUUUUCAUGGAGUGAUUGGAAAGGAUGAGAGAGAGUCGAACAGCCCCUCCUUUUUCAACACUUCUGAAAUCGAUAUCAUCCUUGACUACCUGAAGAAGCUCCUGACACCGGCGAAGAAGGGCAUUGCAAGAAUCUCCCCCAAAGAGAUUGGCAUUAUCGCACCCUACAGGAAACAGGUGGAGAAAAUCAGGAAGGCCAUUAAGAUGCACAGGGAGCUUAAAUCCUAUUUGGGCAUCGAGGAGCUGAAGGUUGGCUCCGUGGAGGAGUUUCAAGGCCAGGAGAGGAAAGUGAUCAUUGUGUCCACUGUUCGCAGCGACAAGAAACACAUCAUUUUGGAUGAAACGUUCAACAUUGGCUUUCUGAAGAAUGAGAAGAGAUUCAACGUGGCAGUGACCAGAGCAAAAUCCCUGCUCAUUAUGGUCGGGAACCCCAUCAUUCUGCAAACAGACGCGACCUGGGGCAGGUUUAUUAAUUACUGCAUUGAGAAGGAAGGUUAUACUGGAUAUGAUAUUUCCAACUUGGAGGAAACGGAUGCGGUUGUCGAGCGUCUGCUAGCACUAAACAUCCGCGAGGAGAUCGUAGUGGAAACAGAGGAGAGUGUGGUCCAGCAACAUCUGAAUCCUGAGUGGAGACAUGACCAUUAAAUGAAGUGCCAUUCUUAAAGUGCCUCACAGCCAGGCCCCUCUCAUUAGCAUAACCACACCCCUUUCCCCAUCCUCUUGCUGCAGUUAAACUGGGAGAGUUUAUAUGAAGAAGUUUAAUUUUAAAGCUAAAGUUGCUAUAUGAUUUAAAAAUAGCGUUAAAGUAAAGGUGUUUUUUUUUUUU
Molecule: messenger RNA, 3573 nt
Organism: Carassius auratus (goldfish)
Lineage: Eukaryota; Metazoa; Chordata; Actinopteri; Cypriniformes; Cyprinidae
Product: putative helicase mov-10-B.1
Exons: 22
Coding region: 342-3392 (1016 amino acids)
Molecular function (GO): 5'-3' RNA helicase activity; RNA binding
Source: RefSeq, a predicted model, not a curated record